AUGUCGACAGUGAACGAGUCUCCCACCACUAUGGAGUCUAAUCCUACAGAAACGACUGAUGAGAACUCUCCUACCACUACGCCUGAGCCCAUUGAAGAUGAGCUGCCCUUUCCCCUCGAUGAUCAUUGGACAUACCCGAUCGGAGUAAAGCCUAGUUCCACAGCGUUUGACGACGAAUGGCUGAACAAACCCCACCUCCUCGUCGCUAUGAAACCAUUGUUAAUCACUGCAUUUUCCCAGGGCUACCCACAGGACAAGUACUUUGCUCCCAAAUACAUAGAGGACAUUCCAAAUCCGAAAACCAUCCUUACCCCUUCCCAUUUCCGCAAAAGCAAAAAUGGUUUGCUCUACUUCAUAGAUGCAGAUUGGUCCGCCAGGCUCUGCAUUCCAGAAUCUAAGAUCCACUUUGUUCUGAAAUGGAUUCAUGAUUCUCCCUUCGAGAGCACACACGCUGGAUCGCGUUGA
Molecule: messenger RNA, 465 nt
Organism: Laccaria bicolor S238N-H82
Lineage: Eukaryota; Fungi; Basidiomycota; Agaricomycetes; Agaricales; Hydnangiaceae
Exons: 1
Coding region: 1-465 (154 amino acids)
Source: RefSeq, a predicted model, not a curated record